Messenger RNA from Pangasianodon hypophthalmus (striped catfish), 6363 nucleotides. RefSeq names its product leucine-rich repeats and immunoglobulin-like domains 2 (gene lrig2). Gene Ontology annotation, molecular function: protein binding. Lineage: Eukaryota; Metazoa; Chordata; Actinopteri; Siluriformes; Pangasiidae. The record is from RefSeq and is a predicted model, not a curated record. The transcript has 18 exons. The coding region runs from base 488 to 3607 and encodes 1039 amino acids.
UGCAGUGCGCAUGCGCGGAUGAGGGGGCGCUGUAGCACACAGAGGAGUAGCAUGUCGUCUUGGGAAAAACGCUUUUGUUUUCCUUUGCAGGAAAGUCGUGGAAGAAAACAAGGAGCAUUUUGGUAACGCGCUGUGUUGCUCUCGGAGAAGUUUAUAUGUGAUGGAUUAUUUUAGGCUACUCGACAGGGACUUUGGUAGUUUGUGGGCCGUUUGACGCCUCGCUGAGGAAACAGUUACCGGAGCUGCUGCAGACUGGAAGGCGGAAGGAGAAGAAGGAGAAGGAGAAGGCAAUUCCGGAGGAAAGGACGGAAAAAAAACUCCAGCCAUGGAUCAGAGAUGCUCUGCUUUUAUUCGGGAGCGGAUUUGUCACAGUAGUCGAUUUGACUGGAACCCAUGCGCUCAUUUAGAGGCAUUAUAAAACUUAUUUUUUAUCCGUCUUCUCCUAUUAAUGCCGUAAAUAAAACUGUUAGUGAGUGAGAGAGUCAAAAUGGCGGCGGCCUGGCCCAUCCCCCAGGCCCUGUUCAUGAUCAUACUGAGCGCUGCUGUGGGCCUGGACCCGUGUCUGUCACCCUGUAUCUGUUCAGAAACUCCAGACGGCACUAAACUUGUGGACUGCAGUCGGAAAGCGCUGUCUGUUGCUCCUGUGCCAAUCCCAGCAUGGGCCGCUCAUGUGUCUCUGAAUCAUAAUGAGUUCUCAAGUGUGCCUUUUCUUGGAGAUGCUUCCUCAAACAUCACUGCGUUGUCUCUGGUAAAUAACCGAAUCUCUGAAGUGGUGGCUGAACAGCUUCUGCCCUAUUCAGUCCUGGAAAGUCUGGAUCUGAGCUCCAACUCCAUCUCAGAGCUGAAAGCUGGAUCAUUUCCUCCUAUGCAGUUGAAAUACCUGAAUCUGAGCAACAACAAAAUCAGCUCUCUAGAACCGGAUUGCUUUAACAACAUCAGCUCUCUGCUGGUGCUGAAGAUAAACAGGAACCGGUUAUCACUACUGCCUGCUAAAGUCUUCACUCUGUCUCAGCUGCAAAUUCUGGAGUUGAAGCGCAAUAAGAUCAGAGUGGUAGACAGUUUGAUCUUCAAAGAACUGAAGGCUCUGAAGUCUCUGAAGAUGCAGAGGAAUGGCAUCACGAAGCUGAUGGACGGAGCUCUUUUUGGACUUGCUGAUAUGGAGGAAUUGGAGCUGGAACACAAUAACCUCACCGAGUUAAAUAAGGGUUGGCUGUAUGGCCUGCACAUGCUCCGUGUACUCCGACUCAGCCACAACAACAUCGGUCUUGUCCGAGCUGAUGCCUGGGAGUUCUGCCGCCGACUGGAAGAACUAGAUCUGUCCCAUAAUCACUUGAGUCGUCUGGAGGACUGGGCUUUCUCUAGCCUCGGGCUGCUGCAGAGUCUAAACCUGGGCGAGAAUCGCAUCACGCAUCUGGGAGAGGGAGUUUUUGACAGCCUAGCAAACGUCCGCACGUUAGAUAUCCGUAACAACGACCUAUCUCUUGUUAUUGAGGACACGGUCAGUUUGUUUGCGGGCAUGAAAAAGCUCAAUACAUUGGUACUUCAGAAGAACAGCAUCAGGACCAUUACAGAAAAAGCCUUUGAGGGUCUGAAGGAACUAGAGCAUCUAGAUUUGAGUAAGAACCGGAUCAUCUCUAUUCACCCUGAGGCAUUGUCUCGCUUGAAACUCAAAUCCCUUGAUUUGAACACCAGCGGUCUCCUCUGUGACUGCAGUCUGAAGUGGCUCGGCCAGUGGCUCACUGACAGCCUCUUCCAGCACUCAUGCACCGCUGUGUGCGCAUAUCCUGCCGCUUUGGCAGGCAGGAGUGUCUUUAGCGUCCCCCUGGAAGAAUUUGUGUGUGAUGGCUUCCCUCGGCCACAGAUCAGUGGGAACCCCAAGACGGUGGUGGCCCUGCGCAGCACCAACGUCACUCUCAACUGCUCUGCCUUCAGCACUAGUGACUCUUCCAUGAACGCCACCUGGAGGAAAGACAAAGAGGUGCUGUCUGAUGCGCAGGUGCAAAACUAUGCCCGCUACCAGGACCAGCAGCUCAUCUACACCAGCAUGCUCCAUCUGCUUAAUGUUAACUUCACUGAUGAAGGACGCUACCAGUGUGUAAUUUCCAACAACUUUAGCGCGAACUACUCCACUGAGGCCAAAGUGACAGUUAAUGAGCUGCCCUCCUUCCUGAAAACACCCAUGGACCUGACGAUCCGGACUGGCACCGUUGCACGGUUGGAGUGUGCGGCAGAGGGACACCCUCCACCCCAGAUUGCCUGGCAGAAGGACGGGGGCAUCAACUUCCCUGCUGCCCGUGAGAGAAGGAUGCAUGUCAUGCCCGAAGAUGACACGUUUUUCAUUGCCAAUGUGAAGGCGGAGGACAUGGGCGUGUACAGCUGCACUGCCAAAAACGAGGCAGGCAGUCUGUCAGCCAAUGCCACACUCACUGUGCUGGAGACUCCAUCAUUCCAGCGCCCACUAGAGGAUCGCACAGUAGCACGUGGUGAGACUGCCGUUCUUCAGUGCAUAGCCCGUGGUAGCCCCGCCCCCCGCCUCAAUUGGACAAAAGAUGACGGCCCAUUGCUGCUAACGGAGCGUCACUUUUUUGCAGCAGCCAAUCAGCUGCUUAUUAUUGUGGAUGCCAGGUCUGCAGAUGCAGGGAAAUACACCUGCAUAAUGUCCAACACGCUGGGCACAGAGCGAGGACACAUCUACCUCAGCGUCUCAUCCUCUCCCAACUGCGAGCAGGCUGGCGGUGGCUACGACCCUGACGGCUGGACUACAGUGGGCAUUGUGGUGAUGGUAGUUGUGUGUUGUGUGGUGGGCACGUCGCUGGUUUGGGUGAUAGUCAUCUACCACAUGAGACGCAAGAGUGAGGACUACAGUAUCACUAACACAGAUGAGAUGAACCUGCCAGCGGACAUCCCCAGUUACCUGUCAUCCCAGGGCACGCUGUCUGAGCCUCAGGAAGGCUACAGCAACUCUGAGGCAGGCAGUCAUCAGCAGCUCAUGCCCUCCCUGACUAAUGGCUAUGCUCAUAAAGGAACUGAUGGUGUGUGUUAUGGUGAAGUGGGAGGAGAGAUGGACCCAGAGACCAGUGGGAUGCUGGGUAAUCAUGUUGGGUCCCUGUUUGCUGGGCGCAGCAGCUUCCAUCCGGGCGAGCCAAGGGACAGUCUGGCACAUAUGUCCAAUGGUCUGUGUGCAUGUGGCACCGCCCCAUUGGUCAUCUGCUCAGACUGUUAUGACAACGCCAACAUCUACUCUCGCACACGGGACUACUGCCACUACUCAUAUCUGAGUGAAGAAGAUGCUCUGGAUGCCCAGCUGCCCAGAGACACAAUCAGAGAGGGGCAGCACGAGGAUGCAGCGCUGCAUGACUUGAUCACCCGGGACUCUCAGGAGCCCCAACACCAUGCCUUACACCACUAUAGUAGUAAAGAUGUUCCAAGCAGAUCGUUUUGGAGUGGAGUAGACCCUCAUUCUUCUGAGUUGCCCCCAGGGUCAGUGACUGUACACAAGCCACCCACAGGUCCCUCUUAUGGGAACGACCAGGAGGAAAGAACAGGAGGGCUAGAGGAAGCCUCGUACAGGACUAACCCUCAGGAUCACAACCCUCCGAACACAUAGAGCCCAACCAACACCCGGCGUUUACGCCCUGCUCAGCGUGCCCUACAAUCCCACUACCUCUUCCAAGGAAGCUCAUACUCUGUCAAAAAAAGCAACCCAAACUCCACUCUCUUCUGUGUUUACAUUCUGUACCAUCCCUUCAUUGGAUCCUGCUGGUGCGUGUGUGCGUGUGUGCGCGUUUGUUUCUUGUGAACAACCCUUUCUAGGACAUAGUGGUGAUCUUCUUCUCACUGAUUCCAUACAAACUAAUCCUCUGGUUUAGGCUGAGACUCUGAAUGUAAUGUUUCUUGUAAAGAGUCUUGCUCACGUUGCCUUUUGUGUUAAGGGUUUUUUUUGUUUUUUUUUUUUUUUGUUUUUUUUUUGUUUUUUUUUUUUUUGCCCUUUUCCCCUACUGUGGGGAACAUCAGCUCCCAUGUGUAUGCCAAAGCAUUGAGCCAGCCCUCUUUUAUGCUGCCCUGGCUCUGAAGAAGUGGUGAUCCUUGUCCUUGUAGGGAUCCUUGUAUGAAUCAAUCCCUGUAUUGUUGAAUAUAUGUAGGAGGACAUCACUCAGGCAGUCAAAUACUGUCAUGGACACAAAUAUACAUUCUGGAUUACUCUUUCCUUUUGGUCACAUCGAGCAGGUGAUGGUGGCAUGUGGGACAUUUUUCCUUUAUUAGAGUGUAUGCAGUUCCCUUGCUUCCUGUCCAAUAUUAUAAGAUGAAGUUCCUUUUUGUCAGAUUUUUUUUUUUGUUCACAAAGCCAGACAUGUAUCCCAUUCCCUCUUUGUUUUUAAAAAAAAAAAAGGCACUGUAUCUGAUAGAAGAUGUAGAACAUUUGCAAUGUUGACAAUCGAGCUACAAGCAGUCUUACAGGGUCCUCCAUGUGCAUAGAGUCCAUGGCCACUUUUUUUUUUUUUUUUUUUUUUUUUUUUUUUAAAAACAAACCCAAAUACAGUGCAUUCCUGUAUUUUAUUUAUUUAUUUUUAUUUUACUAUUCUUAUGUGUUCUUGUAGCUGUUGCCAUGGCUCUCCCCUGAAGCCAUUUCUCUUCAUUUUGUAGAAUCUGAAGGACUCGCAAAUAAGAGCCACUGUACUGUUAAAUAUAUGUAUGAGCACUGUAUACAUGGUGCCGAUAAUUUAGACCUUCCUCCCAUGCAUUUUAAAGCCUAUAGGGCACUAAGUGUGUGUGUAUCAGACACUGUUUAGUGCGCCAUCUAAUUCUGAACUUCAUUUGUACAAUUGGCCUUGAGCUGAUUAUCAGAUUGCAUAUAUAUCUGUAACACAGAUUUCAUUAGUUUUUAACAGUGUGAUACUGUUUAAAAUGGCCACUUUGUAGCACCACUUACACAUCUGAGUUAGUAACAGAAUCAGAUACGUCCAUAUCAGUGACGUUGUCAGUAUUAAUAUCAUUCUCACCAUGGUGACCGCUGAAAUUAAAGGUCACUUGAUUGGCAUUUGAAGUAAAAAGCCAGUGCUUAUGAGUUCUCGCUCUAGUUGAGUUAACUGGCCUCAUCCAGUUUUUGAUAUUUUGUUUGGACUGUUAUUCCUCACAUUGCUGAAUUGCGUAUGUUUCAGAUUUUGGUGUGUAAAAUCUACGUCUUUAAAUGAACAGUGCUGUAGUGGGGGAUACUUCUUUAUUCAGCUUACAGAGAUAUUGCACCAUGAAAUAAGCUGUAUGUUUGGGCCAUAAACAGAAUGAUUCCUCUCCCUACGCUAGAUUUUGUCCUGAUCAUUAGCACUUUCUGCCUGUAGUACGUAGAUUGAUGUUCAUUACAGUAUAUGUCACAUUCUUUCUUUUUGCCUGUGAUUGUCCGAUUUCACCCACACUCGGUCUGUCAACACCUAUACAAUCCUAUAAAUGCUGCACAUCCCUUAGAAGGAUAAUUUGUUCCAAAGAGUGUGUGUGUGUGUGUUACUGAGUGUGAGGGAGUGAAAGACAAAACUGAGGUACUCUUAACAUGUAAUUGUAAAAUGUGUGUAUUGUAAAAUGCACUGCAGCAUUAUGUCACUACAGCCAGAUACAGUAUGUAUCAAUUAUGUGUUAUAUUUAUUUGAAGUGAAUAUGCUAUUGCUCAGUUGUUUGCUGAUAAGUGUCUGCUGGUGCCACAUUUUCACAUAGUUUGAAACAGUUUUAAUUUUUUGGAUAUAAUCUCAAUUUAAUGAACAUAUGUUGAUGUUUUGCUUUUGUUUCAGCAUGCUGUCUUGAUUUCCAGCUGUUUUAUGAUUUGCACAUGAUCCUUCAUUCCACUUUACGAAUCAGACCCGUGUCUGAGAGCAGACCCGUGUUGUUAUCCAAUUCUAACAGUAGCAGCAGGUGUGUGCUGCCAGAGGUUUAUGGUGAAGUUUUCCAGGUAUUAGCCAUAAAUAAAUAGCCAUAGAGCAUACCACUGCAAUUACUUGCACACUUUUGCUGUCAGAAAUUUAAGGCAAAGUAAAUUCACUGUCCUAUAUGGAAGAUGUCUAAUGGUACAGCUAUAAUGGAUUUUACUGAGCAAUUAUAAAAAAAUUUUUUUCUUAAUAGGUAUGGUCUGAGAAUUUGAGUUGAAGGGUACAAAUGUAAGUGAAAAGUCUGAAUUCGGUUCACAAUUACAUCUGCCAAUAUGUCUUUCUGAAUUUAAACCAAAGUUCAACAUUAAUGCUUUGACACUAUUCCAGUGCUGCUUUAAUGUAUUUUCUUUCUAUUUUUUCUAUAGUGUACCUGUACAUUCUGUAAAGCAUGUAUAAAGAACUUUUUGUUUUCAUGUUGCAUAUUAAACAAUAAAAUGCAAAUUCUGACAUA